UCUAUUUGACCUUUUCGGCCAUAACAAUGCCUAAUAUGCUACAUGAGGACCUGACUCUUCUGAUCUCCAUUAUUUGGGCCAAUAUUAUUAUGACUUUGUGAGUCGGCCACAUCAUCGUCCUUACUCUGAUCUCCAUGAUAUUGAUGGUACAGCUGAUAUGGAAGAUAUCAACGAUAUCUGCAAUUGCGCCAAUCUCGACAAUCUGGAAGGAGCUUUUCUGGUCAUUGCUGAUAAGGUCUUGUCGCAGCCUUUUGCGGGUUAUUGUGCUCUCAAUUUACUGACGGCCUUAUUGGGGUUUAUCAGGCCUCAUAUGAGAAAAUGGAAUUUUCCGACAUUCAGCCUCAGGCUGGCACCGGCACAUCGCCGCAAGAUUGAACUUUCCGUGGCCGUGGUGCUAGUGUACGUGCUCGUUGGGGCCAAGGACCUAGGAUCGUAACAUGCUUCGUGUCGCCGCCCAGUAGAGUUGUAAAUGAAUGAAUAAACCC
Messenger RNA from Serpula lacrymans var. lacrymans S7.9, 485 nucleotides. RefSeq lists its product as uncharacterized. The coding region runs from base 158 to 436 and encodes 92 amino acids. The record is from RefSeq and is a predicted model, not a curated record. NCBI's taxonomy places the organism in Eukaryota, Fungi, Basidiomycota, Agaricomycetes, Boletales, Serpulaceae. The transcript has a single exon.